Messenger RNA from Podarcis lilfordi (Lilford's wall lizard), 19398 nucleotides. The record is from the annotation of a GenBank genome assembly. Lineage: Eukaryota; Metazoa; Chordata; Lepidosauria; Squamata; Lacertidae.
GGAGUGCGCAGGCGCCGUGAGCCCAGUGACGCGUCCUGCCCUUUGCCGGUGCCCAGGCGUUGCUGGCAGACACGCGAACAUGGCGGCCUUCUCAGGUACGUGGAGAUGCUUGGGGGGAAUGGGGAGGCGGGAGGAAGAACGGAAGCUUGGGGGGGCCCGAGUUGCCUGCCUCUGGGUUCCGCUUGGACUCCAAAGCUCUAGCCCCCCCCCGGAUUCCGGGGAGCCCCUUCAUUCCUGUAAGAGCCAGGCCUCUUUCGACCCAGAAAGGUUGGGAUCCAGCGGGAUCCCUAAUGGAAGGGGACACCUGGGUGGAAAGGAUCCAGGGGUCUUCGUAGACACUGCAAGCUGGACGUGAGCAAAACUGUGGUGAUGCUGCAGCAAAAUAAAAUAAAAGCUAAGACUAUAUUAUAUUUUCAUUAAAUUUUCUAUUUUACAAUUUAAUAUAUAUAUUUUUUAAUUUCCCAUUUAAUAUUAUACAUUGACAUCAUCAUUAUCCACUUUACCACUUUGGCUCUUUAGAGCCUAUCAACUUCCUUCCCUCCCGCCUCAUGGCUUUCAAAAUUAACCUUUAUAUCACUGCAUUUUGAACGUUUUCCAGUUCUAAUUGCACUCAUUACAAAUUAGCUCAAAAUUUAAAUAAAAAUAGAAAGAUAGAAAAUUUCUCAUGACAAGUCUUCAGACAACCCUGCUAGUGACGUUAAUUGCUUACAAUAAUCUUUCAUAUAAAUUUACUCCACUCCUUUUGGAAUACUUGAUCAUGCUGGUUUCGAAUUUUACAAUUUAAAGUACUUGUUUAUAUGUCCUUAAGAUAUCAAUGACUUCCCUGCUUCUCUUUCCAUGGUUCAUUUUACAUAUAAUAAAUCCCUGCAUAUUUUACAAAAACUAUACCGUUCAGUAUUCCAGUAUUACAUCCAUCAACACUUAUUUACACUGUUGAAUUUAUCUUAAUGCUGCCAGCAUGAAAACACUGAAAAGGCUAAGGCUAUUCUAGGCAGCAUCAACAGAAGACUAGUGCCCAGGUCGAAGGAAAGGAAUAGUCCUGCUCGAUUCUGCCUUGGCCAGACCACACCUGGAAUACUGUGUCCAAAAGAGUACCAUCCCUGCCAAGUCUGAUUCAGCGCAAAUUUUAAAGCACAUUUAAUAAAAUAUGCAAACCGCAUCGACAGUGUGAUGCAGCAGCAAACGAAUCUAAGGCUGCAUCAACAGAAGUCUAGUGUCCAGGUCAAAGGGAAGUAAUAGUCCAGCUCGAUUCUGCCUUGGCCAGACCACACCUGGAGUGCCGUGUCCAGUUCUGGGCACCACAGUUUAAGAAGGGUGUUGACAAGCUGGAAUGUGUGCAGAGGAGGGCGACCAAGAGGAUCAAGGGUCUGGACACCAAGCCUUAUGAGGAACAGUUGAGGGAGCUGGGUAUAUUUAGCAUGGAAAAGAGGAGAUAUGAUAGCCAUUGUCAAACAUCUCAAAGGCUCUCACAUGAAAGACAGAGCAAGCUUGUUUUCUCCUGCUGCAGAGGGUAGGACCCAAAGCAAUGAAUUCAAGUUACAAGGAAAUAGUUCUGCCUGGAGUUUAGUUAGAAUCUUUCUGCCUAUAAGAGCUGCGUGACAGUGGAACAGACACCCAUGAGAGGUGGGGGACUCUCCUGCCUUAGAGGUUUUUAAGCAGAGGUUGGGUGACCAUCUGUCAUGAGUGCUUUAGUGGACAUUGCUACAUUGCAGGGGGUUGGCCUAGACAAGCCUUACAACUCUAUGAUUCUAUGCAUGUUUACAUAAGAGUAAGUCUCACUGCAUAUAAUUCUCCUUUCUUUUCAGUAUACAUACUUAGGAUUUGCUAUGUUUCUUCUUCUUUUGGUUAUUGCAUUUAUAUAGUGUGACUUUUCCUUCAAGAAGCUCAAGGUGGCAUACAUGGUUCUCCUACCUGUUUUCCCCCUCAUAGCAUGGACUGCUAACACUUCUGUUUGUUUAAUUUUCUUGCAGAGAUGGGUGUGAUGCCAGAAAUUGCUCAAGCUGUGGAAGAGAUGGACUGGUUGUAAGUAUGACACACACACACCCAUUUAUGUGUAGCCUUCCAGAGUUGUAAUCAAGAAUACCACAAAUGGUGCUUCUGGAAAUUUUGCCAUGUUUCAAUGGAAAUUACUUGGGAUAGUGAAGUUACCGUGCUUGUGUGGUGAAUACCUGUGAAUAACUUCUGCUGAAAAACUGAUGUUUGAAUCAAGCACCCACUAAAAAUCUGAUUCAGAUUGUAAAAUGCUUGUACAAAGCUAAUUUUAGUAUUGCAGACAGAAUUCUUGUAUCACAGCACUGUGCAAAUCAAGUUUUCUUUUAUAAACACCCUGAUAAAUGCCACAUUGUUACAGCUUGGGCUUUGUUACCUUUUUCUUGUAGACUUCCUACAGAUAUCCAAGCAGAGUCCAUCCCGUUAAUUUUAGGAGGUGGUGAUGUACUUAUGGUAUGUAUAUUUGUAAACCCAGAAGCCAUUCUGACUUGCAAGCAGUAUAUAAAUUAUAGUAAAAUAAUAUUGCCACAGUCUGUCUUAUAGAUAGUAUUGUUUUGUCUUAUAGAUAAUAUUGUUCCCUGUGACCCUCAUUAUUUGUGCAGCACUAUGAUAAUCAUGCUUACUCAGAAGUAAUGAGCACAUGAAGAAGGAAGGUUGCUAGAAGACAGUGCAUAAAAUCAAAUCCCCUUUGAAAUUACUGCUCUUUAUUCUGUAUGUAUGUGACACAUUAUGCCUUAGCUGCUACUCUUGAAACCCACAUAGAACAGACUGUAUGUUUGAGUAUUAUUUUAUUAUUCAAUAAAUAUGGGAGAGAGUUCUCCCAGUAUUUUAAUAACACAAAGGGUUUAAACUUGUGAUUUAAUUGCUGUACAUGUAACCAUUGUAUCUUAAUUUUCUUAUCAAAUCUCAUUUCUACACAGGCUGCAGAAACUGGGAGUGGAAAAACUGGUGUAAGUGAAAUUUACGUUCUGAACUAUAAAACAAUUUUUGGGUAUACAUUCAGGUUGUGGACAGUUUUAUCUUAAGUUUAAAGUACUCCAUUAAAUAGCAAUAGAUCCUGAAAGUUUUGUUAGCAUGUUGACAUAGAGUACUCAGAAACUGAACAUUUGUUUUUCCUUUGUUUAAUCAUAAGCACUUUGAAACCAGAGUCUAGAAGAAAACAAUUGGUUCAGAUUGUAUAAUUUAAAUAAGCAACUUCAUAUUUCAGGCAUUCAGCAUCCCAGUUAUUCAGAUUGUUUAUGAAACUCUUAAGGACCAACAGGAAGGCAAAAAGGGGAAAACCACUAUAAAAACUGGUGGAGGAGGUAAGCCUUUUUCUAAAACAUUCACUGUCCCAAUACCUGAAACCUGAUGCAAGUUGAAUUUUACAAACAUCAUUUGUUCAGUCGCUGCUCCUGCCAACCUACCUCUGUAGUAUGUAAAUCCCAAUGGUUUGAAUCUAGGGAUGUUUUAUAUGAAGACACCUGUCAAACAUGCUAUAAUUGUUCAACAAAUAGACUUGUGGUACUUCAUAGUACUGUAUGGUAUAGCUGUUUUUUCUUCUUCUUCUCAACAGUGCUCAACAAAUGGCAAAUGAAUCCAUAUGACAGAGGAUCUGCUUUUGGUAAGUUUGAUAGUAACUUUUCUAGCAAUGAAACAAUAAUUAGCUGAAAAUCAAGCCCAAAAUUUAGGUACGUUUCACCACUAUGGCUUGGGUCUGAGGUAAGAUGAUCCGAAAAUCCUCUGUUUGCCUUUCUGAUCUUUAGAGGAAUGACAGCACAUAUAACCAAAUUAAAUUUUCCCCAUUGAUGUCACUAGAGAAACUCAACUAUUGUUUAUUAUUAUUAUUUGAAUUCCAACAGUAUGUAUAAGCAUAGCAGAUUGGACAUGGGGUACAUAUUCCUAUAGGUCUUAGCGCUUACACAAAAAAGAGGAGAUCUUCAUGUGAUAUGAAGAUGCCAUUGCAGAUUUUAAAACUGUUCAAAGAUCAUGAGAGGGUGAUAGGUUAAGUCUUUGGAGUUGUAAUUUGCUUAAUGUCUACAAAAUGUUACCAUGUGAGUUGUUUGAGGGGGGUUGAAAGUGGGUGUACAGUCAUACCUUGGGUUACAGACGCUUCAGGUUGCGUUUUUCCAGGUUGCAGACUGCUGAAACCCGGAAGUACCAGAACGGGCUACUUCCGGGUUUUGACAGUCGUGCAUGCGCAGAAGCGGUAAUUGUGCUUUGGCAUGUGCAGAAGCGCCGAAUCGCAUGCCAUGCGUGCGCAGAUGCGGGUUGCGAACGCGCAUCCCGCACAGAUCACGUUCGCAACCCGAGCGUCCACUGUAGUAGUAGUUGCUGUUUUUAAACUUGUUUGCUACAGUUUUAACUUCUGAGCUACUUUCAGUGGAAUCAAAACAUUUGAUAGAACAGCUUUGAAGGAUGUACAGUGGUGCCUCGCAAGACGAAAUUAAUCCGUUCCGCGAGAGUCUUCGUCUAGCGGUUUUUUCGUCUUGCGAAGCAACCCUAUUAGCGGCUUAACGGAUUAGCGCUAUUAGCAGUUUAGCGGCUAUUAAAGGCUUAAAGGCUUAGCGGAUUAGCUGCUAAAAGGCUAUUAAAGGCUAUUAAAGGCUUAGCAGAUUAAAUAAAGGGGGCGAAAAGCGAAAAAAAAAUCUCAAGACUUGCAAGACAUUUUCGUCUUGCGAAGCAAGCCCAUAGGGAAAUUCGUCCUGCGAAGCAGCUCAAAAACGGAAAACCCUUUCGUCUAGCGGGUUUUCCGUCUUGCGAGGCAUUCGUCUUGCGGGGCACCACUGUAUUUGAUUCUUGUCAGAUGAUGCUUUAACUUCGUCAACACAAGGACAUAAUUACACAUAUCCAUAGCUUCAUUGUUUUUCUUACGAGAGUUUGUACACAGCUAUUUUUUGCAAAGUUUGCUGUCUUUACAUAAAGCUGGUAUUUUGUAUCUGCGACUGGAAGAGGUCUUUGGGGUUUUCAGAUGUGUCUUUUCUGUUGUUCAGCUAUUGGGUCUGAUGGUCUGUGCUGCCAAAGCAGGGAGAUCAAAGAAUGGCAUGGAUGCCGAUCAACAAAAGGCGUGACUAAAGGUACCAAAAACUACAUCAGUGUUUGUGUGCAUAUGUAAAGUUCGUUUUUGAAAUAAGAAUGCGCCGAAUAAACAUUUACUUUCUUGUCUGCCUUCAGAAUACUGACUACAGAUUUAGGCAAACAGGCAUUUUUACAUGGUAGCCAACAUCACUCAGAUGGCUACUUCAUUUUGAGAAUAAAAGAACUUUUUGUUUGUGCCAGUUGAAAUGGUUAUUUUUAAUAUUAAGUCAAAUAUAUCUCUUCUGAAUCGAAAAGUUAGCAAAGCUGAAAUUAGUUACAUGUAAAUAUUUCUAAAAUGUUCUAGGGAAAUAUUAUUAUGAAGUAUCUUGUCGUGACCAGGGUUUAUGCAGAGUCGGGUGGUCCUCUAUGCAAGCGUCAUUAGAUUUGGGUGAGUAUUUACAUAAGGAACUAUGCUGAAAUCUAGGUUACCUGCUAGCAGUCACUGAUUCUUCUUGCUCAUUAAGGGCAUCCCUUCUUAUUGCAACGAAAUAACUACAAUGCUGGGGUGUGGGAUUCUCUGCUCAAGCUUAGAAAUCAGACUAAAGGACAUAAGAUUUCAUUAAAAAAAUAUUGUUAUGUUCAUUCCAUAAAAUAAUCUAAAACUGAUCAUCUGCAGAGCUGCACCAAAUUUUGACAUUCAAAUAUUUAGGGGACACAGAAUAUGCUUUCCUAUGCAGGCAUACUACCUUAAUAAUAUUGCCUGCCAUUUUUGCAGAUCUGAUAUGUGGCUGCUUUAGUACCAUUCUCAGCCUUUGUUUUACUUAUGUGACCAUCCGAUCAGGGAUCAGUAAUAACUGUGGCAACAUCACAGCAACUUCAGUCAGAUUUUAAUACCUGAUCUAACAGAGUAAGCAAAGCCUGCUCGUUGUUCUUACUCUGAAUUGCGGCUUUUCUUGUCUCUCAGCACUUCACGGCAAGUUUUUUUGCUUUGUAGUACUUAUGCAUCACUAGUUGUGGCAGAAUGUGGGUGUGCAUCCCCAUCCACACUCUUCUGCAAGUAAUCAACUGUGUAGCACUGGAUCAGGUGAGAGACUGGCAGCCUUGUUGCCCUUUCACCAGGAAUCUGUUCCUCACUUCUCCCAGCAGAAGAGGUGCAGAAUAUUACUGGGGAAAGAGGCUGCUUUCAUGGAGGGUUCAGAAACCUCUGCCAGUUUCAGUGUGAUGCUCAUCAGUAGUGCACAGUUUAAAGAACUUUUGCUGUCCUUUUCUCAAAUGGUUUUUUUAAAAGAGGACAGCAAAUUUCUAGUGUGACAGCAAUCCAAAAAGUAUAUGGUCUGCUGCAUUAUAGCAUGAUCGCUGCUGUGCUAUGAACCCUUAAAUUUUUUUUUUGCUUAUCUUCCAAAAGUAUAGUUAGGAGAUAGUGGAGAACUGUUUGAUUCUAAUAUUUAAAGAAAUAAUUUAUAUUGUUUUAUGAUUUUUUGUUGUUGUUGUUAGGUACUGACAAGUUUGGCUUUGGCUAUGGUGGAACUGGAAAGAAAUCUCAUAACAAACAGUUUGAUAGUUAUGGGGAGGUAUGUUUUUCUUUUUCCAUUUUACCAAAGAAUAGAAUGAUUAAAUGUUGUAGUGAACCAACAAUGAAAUACAUAAAUGUAGGUUAAAUUCGUGUAGCUCUCAAAGGGAGGAAAGUACACAUGCUUUUAACAGAAAUGUGCAUGGUGAUGUUUGGUUCAAUGAGCAUUAAUUUUCUGUGGAGUAUAACUGUUGGACUUUAGCUAACUUGGACAGGGCAUGUGGUAGUCAUGAGAAUAGCCUACCCAUUGUAAUUGUUAGCGACAACACCCUGAAUUGGGUUGGUUGUAUGCAUUCAGUUCUGACAUUCCAGUGGAAAUGUUGCAUUUGGAGUGUUUGCAGUGGUAAGCUGAAAUGGAAAUCCUUGCUAUGGCAUCAUAUGCUCAUGUUUGUUUCAUUGGAGAAGCCACUGAGUGUCAGCUGCAGCAGUGAGACUUUUCUGGUGGCUACCAGUUGCCCAAAUAGUCAUGUAUGGUUUUGCUUCCCCUGAAAGUCCAUCAUUCCCAACUAAUUUACACAAACUAUCUAGAGGUCUUCAGAAGUUGCAUUAUCCAUUUUAAACCUCCUCCACGGUGUGGGUUGGAAGCUGGCGGGCACUGGUAUUCUGCAAGUUUAUUUUACACCUCCAACAAAAUUCAGUAUUGAUAAUUAGAGAUACUUUAUUUCACUUUAUAUCCACCUUCUAAAAUGAUACAGUGGCCAACAAUAAUUAAAACAAGCAUGCCUGAGAAUGAACUAAUAGCUUUAGUGGCAGUAGCAGUUCUGUCUUCAUUACAAUAUAACAGAUAAAAUUUGUUCUAUUGAUUUUUUAAUAUUUAUGUAUAAUACUUUUGUGUGAUCCAUACCUCUUUACAAAAGGCUUGGAUCCAGUGAAGUGCUGUUAGAAGGGAGUUGGUGGAAGGAGACUUUCCUGUCCCUCUUACCCAGGAGCAAACCCCCCCCCCAACAAAAACACUUCUCCUGAGAAUUGGGCGACCAUCCUGAAUUGGAUGAGCUGUGGUGAUGCAGAAUGAGGACUGCUGAAAAUAGGGCAGAGGCACCUUCAGUGAGCAGAGGGGAGCUCCUGCUCACAGAAUGUGCCUCUACUCAAUUUUCAAUGGCCUUCACCUCUUCUGGGCUCUGCCAUUCUUUUCAGGAUAUACUUGCAGGGAGGAGGCUGGCCGAGGGACCAGAAGCAGGAAAAUCUCUUCCUACCAAUGCACUCCUGCACUUUCCAGUAUCCAAGCCAAAAGUAUUAAAGCCAUUGUGAUAAGUAAUGUGCUCCACACAACUGCUGAUGCUUUAUAUUCCUGUAAAACAUACCACUUUCAAUCAACCUCCUUAAUUUUAUUAUCAUUAUUUAUUUUGAUAGGAAUUCACUAUGCAUGACACAAUCGGCUGUUAUGUAGAUGUUGAUAAAGGGCAAAUCAUGUUCUCCAAAAAUGGUAAGCGGUCUACUUCCCUCCCCCCCAUUUAAGUAAUGGGUUAAAUUCAUAAAAAACCAGUCAACAUAAUGCUUUAUUUCCCCCCAGGCAAGGACCUUGGACUUGCGUUUGAAAUCCCACAGCACUUAAAGAACCAAGCACUCUUUGCAGCCUGUGUCCUAAAGGUAAUUUCUGACUUUUUCCAAAGCACAUGAGACUCAUUCUAACCAAUUUAAAAAAGAUGCAUACUCUGCUUCUAUCAUGCUGGACCUUCCUUCCAUUUUAUCAAGCGUUGCUGCUUAUGGAACUUCAAGAAGUUCCAUGAGGCACAAUGAGAAAGGUGCUGCUGGAAAGUUCAGGUCCUAAGCUUCCAUGGAACUAGCGACAGGGCUUUUUUGGAUCCAGGUCCUUCAGUAAUGUGCUGGCAAAAAAUACCUUUCUAUUUCAAGUAGGCUGUCAGUGUAUAAAGAUGAGACCUGCCUUACUGAUGCUCUAAACAGGUGAACCGCUUCUCCUUAAAGGGAUAGUUUUAACACCUCACCUCUAACUUGCAGCAAACAUCACGUGACUUUUCUAUAAAUUCCCAUUGACAAUCUUUAUGCAAGCUUUUCUGUAUUAUGUAUUCUUUUAGAACGCUGAAUUGAAAUUCAACUUCGGCGAAGAAGACUUUAAAUUUCCACCCAAAGAUGGCUUCGUUGCUCUUGAUAAGGCUCCCGAGGGUAACUCUGUGAAAUCCCAGCAUGCAGGUACGCUUGGGGGAUACUCAGGUGUAGGAGCCGCCAUAAGAAAAAUGUCAUAUCACAUAAAGUUAAAAGCUAAAAAAUGUGUGUCCAGUCGUCAACUCAGGACUAAGGCAAUUUUCUCAACAUUUCCUAUUUCAGGAAGUGCGCAAGUAGCACAAACAAAGAAUCAGCCGAAUGCUCCCAAAGCCUUGAUUGUGGAACCUUCCAGGGAACUGGCAGAGCAAACUCUGAACAACGUGAAACAAUUCAAAAAAUACGUGGAUAAUCCUAAAUUAAGGUACAAUGAAAUUGGGACUGGGGGAGUCAUAGGGUGCCUGAAAUCCCCAUGAUUCCAUACACAAUCAUGCUCUUCUCUUACUCUGGUUGGAUAAGAUGAUUUCACAGCACGAAAUGUAAUCUAAUGUAUGUUGCUUUCAGGGAACUCCUAAUUAUUGGUGGAGUUGCUGCAAGAGAACAACUUUCCGUAUUGGAGCAAGGGGUAAGUUUUAAUUGCUCUUAGUUUUCAUUAUAUCUACAAACAUAUCUAUCUCUUUUUUUAAAAAAAAAAAGGUGCACAAAUGAACUGUAGUGAGGGCGUAUUUUUUUUAUAAAAAAAAAUGUAUGACCCCCCCUUGCCUUUCCAUUGCACGAUGUCUAUGGAAACACAAAAGCUUGUGUUUUGGUAUUUUAACUGGUGGGUUGUUUAUUGAAGUGGAAAGUGCUUUGUGACUGUGUGUGGUGCAAAGCAGUGUAUAAUUUUUCGGAAUAAAUAAAAGCAACAUAAAAUUGCAUUAAAGCAGUUAAGAGUCUGGAAGGCAGAUGAGGAGCAAUAUAUAGCCUUUGGUUGAGAAAUCAGUAGUUUAGCUGAUGGUGGCUUUUUAAGUAUCAUGAAUGAGAUAAAGAGUUGUAAAGCACUAUGUACCGUUAAUGCCUCUCUUGCAAUAUUUGUACAGACCUUUAAAAAGACCAUUAAAGUUUUACCUAAGCAAUAAUUUCUGUGUGUACACAGUGUCUUUCAGACAUAAUCUGAAAUGCUUGAAAGAUAAAUACUUCCUUAGGCUACGUUCCAAAUGUUAGUGUUUUCAUAUUAUUUUGGCAUGGACACAGUGUACUAUUGCACUAUUUACAUUUUACAGGUAGAUAUAGUUGUGGGAACUCCUGGAAGACUAGACGAUCUCGUGUCAACUGGAAAACUGACUUUAUCGCAAGUUAGGUUCCUAGUUCUUGAUGAGGCUGUAAGUGUAUAUAUAUAUAUAUAUAUAUAUUAUAAAAUAUUUAUUGAAGUUUAAACAUUACAGAAAAACAGAAGCAAAACAAAAGAAACAAAAAAGAGCAAUAAACAAUUACAAAACCUCAAAAACAAAAAUAAAUUCAAAAAUACAAAACAUCAACAGUACAAAAAGAAAAAGAAAAGCAUUAACAACAACAAAAAAAGCAAAACCCAAAAAAGGACAAACAUAGAAAAGAACCACAUAUUUUCAUAUCCUUAUCUUUCAUUUGCUUAUUUGCUUAUUUCCUCGACUUCCUCACACUUCCUUUUUUGUAUUCUAGUUCAAUUAAAUAUUCCAGCAAGUCCUUUCCCUCUUUCACAAAUUUAGUUCCAUAGUUUAACUUAACACAAUUUUAGACUUAAAUUUACCUCUUUAUCCAAUGUCAAUCUAUUCAUACUUAAUUCUUUAUAAUAUUUCUGCUAAAGUCAUAUAACUUCUUUCCAGCAUCUUUCUAACAUUCGGAUGAGGCUGCAAGUGUAUAGAACAUCUUUUUUGAAUAGCAUAUUUUAAAAAGUUAUAUACAACACACCCCAUGCACUGAUGAAUUACCCCUCUUUCUGGGAGCCUUCUCCCCCCAAAAUAUGUGACGCUUGUUGGACCUUCCUGGGAACAGCAGUGUUAAGGAAUUGUUGAAAAUUCCUUCCCUGACAGAAGGGAAGAGACAUCAGCUGGAUGCCAACCCUCAGCCAGUGCUGUGGCUUAUACUUGGGACUCUGGUCUAAGUGCGAAUGCAGGGGGCAGACAAGCACUUGAAAGCCGGGACCCUGCAUGUCCUGGCAAGAUCCCGUGACUCAAAAUAGCCUAGUAUGCCUCCAACUACCUUUGGUUUUCUGAGCCCCGUCUAAUCUGACUCUCAAAAUAAAAAAAUUCCUUCCAGUAGCACCUUAAAGACCAACUAAGUUUGUUAUUGGUAUGAGCUUUCGUGUGCAUGCACACUUCUUCAGAUACCUUGGUGUGCAUGCACACUUCUUCAAAUUCUUGGUAUCUGAAGAAGUGUGCAUUCACACAAAAGCUCAUACCAAUAACAAACUUAGUUGGUCUUUAAGGUGCUACUGGAAGGAAUUUUUUUUAUUUUGUUUCGACUGCGGCAGACCAACACAGCUGCCUACCUGUAACUGACUCUCAAAGUGAGUGCAGAACAAAUAAGAGAAUUGCAACUGGUUCGCGGAUUACUUCCAUCUGCCCCUGUUCACAUUUCCAUCUGUCAAAAUACCUUCAUAGCCAUUCCAACCAGAGGAGUUGAUGGGUUUAUCGAACCCCUGUAAUUAGUCAGGAGGACUGUUCGUUGAAUAGUUGGAUCUACUACAUACUUUUACUUCAGCUUUAAAACACGUGGGUAAAAUACCUUAAUGAGACUGUGUAAUACUCUUUUUCUACAGGAUGGCCUUCUCAGCCAGGGGUAUUCCGAUUUCAUAAACAGAAUUCAUUCUCAGAUUCCUCAGAUAACUUCAGAUGGGAAGAGGCUGCAGGUAAGAGGUUCGCUUUAAGGUUUCCUAGUUGACCUUUCCCAAAAACUUAGCAUAGCUGUUGUAUGUACCAAAUGUUGUUCGCUCAAGCUUCAUCAUCUCUAAGGAAACUUAAAAACUGUGCACAAUGUUUUCUGAGCCACUGUGAACUAGGAACUUGCACAAUUUAGUUUCUAUUGCUCUAGCUGAAAUAAUAUAUUUCAUAAUAAAAUAGUGUGGGGGUAAACAAAAACUGAGAACACUUCCAAGUGUCUACUCAAAUUGAUGGUGUCCUCAGGUUCCUGCUGUUUGGCAGUGCAUGAAAAGCGAAAGCAAGGGAAGUAACACUAGCAAGAAAUUGAUCCAUACUUCCAGGGGAAAAGAGGAUUGUUGAGAAGCCUUGCUGGCUUCUUCUUUCUCCUUUUCUUUCUGUCUCUUACUCAGGCGCCACAAGGCUAACCUUUAUGGAUGGAAGACUUUACACACACAGUAUGCAGUAACAAGAUUUUGCAUUUACUCAUUUAUUUGUCUGCAUUUCAGUGGACCGUAAUACAUCAAUGUCCCAGUGUUGUGCUUAAGCAUCCAUGUACCUUACAAUGACUUGCCUAGGCAUUCUGCCAAAUGCCUCAGUUCUUAAUGUGAAGAUUUCCCAUACAUCACUCCCAGUUCACCAGAUAUAAGUGGCUGAGCAGCUGAUGCUUCUGCCAGCACUUGUCUUGACUAAAAGAGGUUUAUUUUGUAAAUUUUACAGAUUGACAGGAGUCGAGAACGGUAAUUGCAGAGGGGCUUGUGACAUGUACAAGCAACAGUAAAGGUCUUUACCCUUUUCAACUCUGCUUGUUUGUUGUUGUUUCUAGGUUAUUGUGUGUUCUGCAACUCUGCAUUCGUUUGAUGUGAAGAAAUUAUCUGAAAAGAUCAUGCACUUCCCCACUUGGGUAGAUUUGAAAGGAGAGGAUUCUGUCCCAGAUACAGUGCACCAUGUUGUUGUCCCUGUAAAUCCCAAAAAUGACAAAUACUGGGAAAAGAUUGGUAAAAAUCACAUCAGGGUAAGUAGUACAAAAUAUAUUGGAAUAGACAGAAUUUUUUUAAAUUCCGGAUUAUAUUUUCAAAAUGUACACAAACAUUUAAGUUGGAAUUGUGGAAUAAAGGACAAAAGAAAUGGGAUUCCAUAACUCAGAUUAUGAAUGUUAAGAACAUUGUUGUGAAAUGCCUGUUUCAGCUUGAAAUGUAGUUCAGGAACUCAAAACUCGUUGGACAUAUUGUAGGAUGUGUGGUGGGCCUUGCAACCUUUUUAUUUUACUGUAAUAAUGUCCUAGUUCCUUACUGAGGUUGGGAGGUUUGGUGUGGACUCCUCUCACAUCCAGAUCUCCCUGUGGCUGAUUGACAUCCGUUCCUCAAAUAAAAUGUGUUGGAGGGGAUUAUUGGGUUGCUCUUGUUUUUAUUAUGUGUUUUGUGUUUUUUUGUUGUGAACAGCUCUGAGACCUGGAUGCCUGUGUUUGGCUGCAUCAUUUCAAUCUCAGCCUUAAGAUUGGGCUACAAAGCCAUGUGGCUGCAGAUAACUAUUUUUAAAGGAUUACUAAACAAUGAAAUAUAAAUGACUGUGUGCUUUCUUGCAGCCCUGCAUUCUUUUGCAUUAGCUCUGAAUGCCUUUUGUCACUUUUAACAUUUCUAAUUUUACUUUUCAGACUGAUGAGGUGCAUGCAAAGGACAAUACAAGACCUGGUACUAACUCUGCAGGUAACCAAUCAUUUGGUACACACAUAGCUCAGUUAGAGUGUGAUGCUGAUAACACCAAGGUUGCAGGUUCGAUCCCCAUAAGGGAAAGCUGCAUAUUCCUGCUUUGCAGGGGGUUGGACUAGAUGAUCAUCAGGGUUCCUUCCAACUUUGAUGCUUUUGUAUUUGUAGAAGCCAAUGGCUUUAGCAAAGUUCUUCAGUAAAGGAUAAGCUGCAUGAAUCAAUAAAGCAACAUCACUUUAUUUCAGUACUAAGAUCUUGUUACAGUUAACCAAGGCAGGGGGCUGAAUAUUUGUAUAGUAAAAUAAAAUAAAAAAUCUCACAAGAUAAGGCACCCCCAACGGAAAAUGUUAAUACCUUUUAACUAGCAUUUCUUAGUUAAGUUUUAGAACAUAGUUGAAAUCUAUGGCUAUCAUUCUAGAAGGAUGAGUUGCCUCAAUUCAAUGUUGUACAUGGUGUCAGAAUAAACUGUCAUUUUUCAGUGUAUGCAUGCUUAAUACGCUGUGUAGGAAUAAUUUAUCUUCUUCCUUAGAAAUGUGGUCAGAAGCGAUUAAGAUUUUAAAAGGAGAAUACACUGUCCGGGCCAUUAAGGAACACAAGAUGGAUCAAGCAAUAAUCUUCUGCAGGACCAAGAUAGAUUGUGAUAACAUGGAACAAUACUUCAUGCAGCAAGGAGGAGGUAGUAAUUUCAUGCCUGUUAGUCUUCAUUUUGUCUAUUUGCAAGGUGAUACCAGUUUGCAGAUCUUUCCUCCAGGUUUGAUUGAUUGAUUCCAAAUGGUAGUUUUUCAUCCUGGAUAUUUUCCAUAAUGGUUAGAUUUCCUCCUGCUUCUGCUAUGUUCAUGUAACGCCUUCUCAAAGAACUAGAGGUGGUGGUAUAUCUCAGUUACAGCCCUCUAAAAAAACAUCCCUCACAGCAAUGAAUUACCCUGGAGAUACUUUUUUAAAGUUUUCCUUAAUUAAACUAACUUGCCCAGAAAAUCUUCAUAUGUGGUUACUCUCCUCUGUUAAUUUGCAUGGCAGUGGAGGAAGUCUGCAAUUAGAAAUGGAUGGCCGCUUAGUUUGGUCAGCAUAUUUAUAAAUUUGUUCGGUUUUCUAUUUUCCGUUUUUCUAUUUUAUUUCAUAUUGCCCACUUCAUACAACACAGUGUGCCAAACUUUGACUUGCAGAUGCGCUGCCUUUCUGAUCCUUUAUGCUGCCAAGUUUGGCUUAGUGUUUGGCUUAGUGUGUCAUGCAAACCAUCAUGAAAACUGCCAUCUAAUACAAAGGUUGUAUAAAGAUUUUUUUGUAAGACUAAAACAAAGAAAGAAAUUCCAUCUUUCCCCCAGGACAAGCUGUCUGUUUUAAAUCUGGUGCCACAUCACGUUUGCUUUAGGAUAAAGCUCUCUUUCAUACUUCUUCAUAACUAGCAAUGAGAGUCCUAAUAUACUGCUUUUGUUUGGUUUUAAGGUCCAGAUAGGAAAGGACAUCAGUUCUCCUGUGUCUGCCUGCAUGGUGACAGAAAGCCUCAUGAAAGAAAACAGAAUUUGGAGCGCUUUAAGGUAAUGGUCAGAGCUGUGCUGUUGAAUAGGCUAACCUAGUAAAGCAUUAUUUAUUCAAGGGGGGAUUUUAAAUGGUGAGGCUAUGAGAUACAGCUUUUUAUUAGGGAAAAGAAAGGAAAGAUAUCCUUCAUAGCACAAAUAGUAGUUGUGUUUCUUCCUAUUAAAUUGUAACUUGAACUUCUUUCAGUCAUUAUUAUUAUUAUUCAGUCUUUUAAAAUGGCUUCUAUAUUUAAGGGUUAUUUAAUAUGCCAAUCUAUUUCAGUUCAUUUGGUAAAAAGGAAGUAAUCAGCUAGAAAAAGGGUGAACAGGUCUAGUAAUUACAUGUAACCUUAGAUCAUUAUUUAUUUAUUUUAUACAGCAGUAUAAAGAAUACAGUCAUCGUAAUUGGGAAAAUACAAAAAUCUCAAUAAUGCAUGGUUCAUUCAUUCUUAGUUCGUUUAGCUUCAGAGCUAAUGAAAAGAGAGGAAAAACAGACAGCAAAUGAUACGAAUCAAUCAUCAUUAUUGGGAAAACCAAAAAUCAAUAAUCUUGCAUAAUUAGUUCCGGAGAUCCUUAAAGAAAAGAGGGAGCCAAAACCAGAGACAGGAGAUGUAAAGAUAAAGCAAGAGGAGAUAACAAAUAGAUUACUGUUCAAAUUGUUCCUAGUAUUACAUGUGGCUGAGCUGUUACCUAAGAUUUUAUACCCUAUUUUUCAUUUCCUCUUUCCCUUUUGGUAAAACUGCAGCAAAGUUUUGGCCUUCAUUCAAAGCCCAUAUGCACUGACACAUUCACUCAAUAAUACUAGUAUACUUUACAAUCAGUGCAGACAGUGAAGCCCCAUUGAAUCCUAAGCAGUGAGCCUGAAGCAUCUGUGUAUUACCUACCAAGACUACUGUGGUUGGUCUGAGCAGUCAGUAUAACUUCUGUUCAGGAACUGCAAACCCACGGGGGCCCAUAUUGCCCCCAUAUCUGGUCAUAGUCCGGUGGCAGCUUCUGCAGUAGGCUAAACAUUAGGAUUCCAGGUACAAAAAGAUAAGGACAGUGUUGUCAGUAGUGUGGUUUGGGGAGAGUGGUUUAUAUUCUAUGAUUCCAUGAGCAGAACUCUACACAGGGAAAGGGUGGUCCUGGUACUGUCCAGGAUGCAAUUUUUACUUCUUUUCACUAGUUCGUCAUCUCCCUGCUCCCCAACCCCCCAAAGAAAUCUCCAGAGGGCAAGGGGACACUCGAGAAUUGGAUUGGAAGUGGUGUGUGUGUGUGUGUGUGUGUGAGAGAGAGAGAGAGAGAGAGAGAGAGAGAGAGAGAGACCAACCAACCCAUCCAUCCAUCCAACAAACAAACCAGCUGCCCUGUUAACAAUUCCAUUUGGUCAAAGGCCCUUCCAUUCAUAGAAGCACUAAAUUCGUGCAUAGACAGGCACCUUUUUCUCCGACCCCAUGUCUUUCAUUUGAAUGUGUCUUUUAGUUGUAGGUGAUGCCUUGCCUUUAAACUGAAAUAGUUAUAUGUGAAUGAAAAUACAUGGCUCUUUAACAAACUUCUCUGUUUAGAAAGGAGAUGUCAGAUUCUUGAUCUGCACUGACGUUGCCGCUAGAGGAAUUGAUAUCUCUGGUGUUCCUUAUGGUAAGAACCGAAAACUCUCACUAGAAAGUAGCUAUUUGUUGAUGGCAAAUCUGAACACCCAUUUAUUCCUCUCUCUUUGAUGUCAUUAAAAAAAAAUGGGCUCAAACCCAUUUUCAGGUAAACAUUCAUAAAUCCCAUAGAAUUCAGUGGGAGAGUUGGGCAUAGGCUGAUUCUCUCACGUUAAAAUCAGCAAAACUUAAAAGUGCUUAACUUGGAAUAAGGGCUGUAUUUCAAUGAUAGAGAACCUGUUUUUCCUGAAAAGGGUACUAGGUUUAAUCACAGGAUCUCUAGAUAGAGCUGGAGAAAACUUUUCUGAAGUCCUGGGGAGCUGCUUCCAGUCAACAUAGAUGUAGAUGAAUUCGCUGUCUGAUGCUCUUAGCCCUUCCUGGGUUACAUUACACAUAUAAGGGAAAAGCCAAACAGGUGGGGUAGGUAAUAGAAAAACGUAAUAUGGGAAAUGUAUGGAGUUUUCCUUAAUUUAUCAUUUCACCUAAAUAAAUUGUGUACAAACGAGGGUUUUUUAACAACUCAGCGUCUACUCUUUCUCCUUGAUCAGUUAUCAACGUCACACUUCCAGAUGAAAAACAGAACUACGUUCAUCGGAUUGGCAGAGUGGGAAGAGCUGAACGGUAUGCUUUCAAACCUUUCUUAUCCCAUUUUGUUCCUUUUAUACUUGAGUCUAUUAACUAAAAUGUAUGUGUGUUUCAGGAUGGGUCUGGCUAUUUCUCUUGUGGCAACAGAAAAAGAAAAGGUAAGUUCUACUUUCCUGAGAGGGAAAUAGGGAAUAUAUAGAGGGAAUAAACAGCAGAUAAGAUCUUUUUGUCUUUUUACUGUCUUAAUUUUAUAUCUAACCUUUCAGAUCCAAAGUUGGUCCACAGUGGCUGAUAAAAUCACAAAGAACAGUCCACAUAGCCAUUAAGAAUUUAGGCUUUCCAUAGUACUUAACUCAAAGUCAGAAAUUUCCAUAGUACUUAACUCAAAGUCAGAAAUUUUGAUACUGCUACAAUUUUAUUGGAUGUUUUAAGGGGGGGUUCCUUAAUAAUGCUUAAACGCUCAUGGGUUUUGAUUCCUAAUAUGUUGUUCAAACUUCUUACCUAGGUUUGGUAUCACUCAUGCCCCAGUCGAGGAAAAGGUUGCUAUAACACUCGCCUGAAGGAUGAGGGUGGUUGCACCAUUUGGUACAAUGAGAUGCAGGUAACUUUUUUCACUAGUACCGCUAAAAGCCCUUCUUUCUUCCUUUGCAUUUCUAAAAUCAGGCCAACUUGGGUUCCUGGUAGAUCUUUAAACUCCGGCCAUUGGAAUACUAGGCUCCCCAAGCUGUUUUAAGGUUUUAAAUGCUAGUACUAACACCCGUGUACAACUUUUGCUAGCCUUUAAUAUUGCAUGCAGUGGCAGAAGGUUGUGUUAAGACUAUGUUUCUAUUUGAGUGUGCCAUCCUUAACUCCUAAAAGCUGGGGAUGAUCUUGCUUAAGUUUGAAUUUUUUAAUUAUCAUUUUUAUUUGGUUUUACAAAUUUAUUCACACUCAAAAUCACAAAUAAUAAUAAAAUUAAAAAAACACAAGAUUCUUUCGAAUCUCUGGAUUUCCCUCCUCCCCUCCAUGGGUUCUUUAGUUAACCUUUUCAACUGCGUACUAUAAGUCCUCCUAAUUGUUCAGUUCUCCGUCAUAUCUAAAGUCUGUGUAACGCUACAAGAGUUAUUUAAGACAUGCUAAAGAGUUCAGAUGUUUACAGUGGUCUGUAAGAUAUUGUAUGAAUUUCUCCCAUUCUUUACUGAAGUUUUGAUCCUCCUGGUUUCUGAAUUUCCCAGUCGUUCUCACCAUCUCUGCAUAGUCUUAAUAGUUUAGUCUGCCAGUCCACCUUAAGUUUUUAUUCCCAUUGGGUAGCAUCCAAUUGUGUCACACAGCGAGUCUUCUCCUUCCCACUGCAGCCUCUCCCCCACCCCUCACCCCAUUCUGCUGCAGAGGGAGUGGGCAGAAUUUCCCUCACGCAGCAUUAUUAUUAUUAUUAUUUAUUGAAUUUAUAUACCGCCGUAUACCCGGAAGACAUUGGAUAUCGCCCAUUGAUUUCAGCAGAGCUUACAUUCUUAGCUUCUUGACCGGAUCAUGCGUGGCAUGAGUAAAAUGGUGUGCAUCACCCAACCAUCUUAAUCAUAUGGCCAGGUUUCUUAAUGGAAUUACAUUUCAGUAGCAUUGGUUUUAGAGGCUAACAUUGGAUCAUUAGUGGACUUCCCAUGUGCGUUUGCUGCCAUGAAGAAUCAAGAACCAUCUUUGUGUUUUCUUUUUCUUUGUAUUCUCUUCCCUUAGCUGCUGGGCGAGGUAGAAGAGCAUCUGAACUGCACCAUUUCGCAGGUUGAGCCAGAUAUAAAAGUCCCAGUAGAUGAUUUCGAUGGUAAAGUCACCUAUGGGAAAAGGAGAGCUGCUGGAGGUAAGUGAAGAAUUAUUGAAUAGAAAUCUUGCUGCAUUUUGGAAUAGGGAACUGGGUUUUCUGGUCAGUUGGAAUCUAUUCUUUCUCUCCCCCCCCCCCCACAUUUUCUGUGGAUUAUUAUUCUGUGCACCCAGAAUUCUGCACACCCAGUGGAGCAGCAAGCUUGUUUUGAAACUUCAGAUCUCCUAAUGUGAUUUGAUAGCAGCAUGUGGGUUUACUAUUUCAGAAACAUUGCUGACCACCACACAAUCCUAAAUUAGCUCUCUAGAUUACAUCCAUCAGGGGGCAAAGGGUCUUUUUUUAACAAAUAAGUAUGGUGGGAAUAAUCAAUAUUCUCUUGUAGCUCAACCGUAAGUAGGCAGGACAAGUGUAAUUUAGACUUUGGUUCUUUUGGCAGGUGGAUCCUAUAAAGGCCAUGUGGAUAUUUUGGCACCUACAGUACAAGAGUUGGCAUCCCUUGAAAAGGAGGCACAGACAUCUUUCUUGCACCUUGGUUACCUUCCCAAUCAACUGUUUAGAACAUUUUGAUUUGGCGCCGGGGUGAGAGUUGGGUGUUAGACUUCUAGCCUGGAAAUGCGAAAAUCCUUGUAGCAGUAGGACUCCGUUUGCAUAUACAAACCUUGCAUGCCGAGCAGUCUCUGAAAAAUGUAAACCCUGAUGAAUUAGCUAUUAGUAUUGAUCUAAUAAAAACAGAACUGCUUAGAACUAUA